AUGAUAAAUGAGAAAGAGGGUGAGUCGGACUCGCAAUGGAAAGGGUUCCUUAAGAAGCUAAAAAAGGGUCCUGGGGCCCACUUUCACCCGACCAUACCUCACUUGUUGUCGAUAAGAAAAUUGUCGAGGAAAAGAACCAGCGAGGGGGGCUAUUCGGAAGUGUACAAGGGCCAUCUGGAAGACGGGCAGCUGAUAGCUGUCAAACGACUAAUCAGAGGAACUCCUGAGGAGAUGACGGCCGAUUACCUAUCAGAGCUCGGGAUUUUGGUGCACGUAAACCAUCCUAACAUAGCUGGAAUUAUCGGCUAUGGAGUCGAAGGCGGGAUGCACUUAAGGGAGAAACUGAUAUGGAGGCUAAGGUACAAUAUUUCUCUGGGCAUUGCCUCUGGCCUAUCGUACCUUCACGAGGGCUGCCAGCGGAGGAUCAUUCACCGGGAUAUUAAGUCUGCUAAUAUUUUGCUCACAGAAGAUUUCGAGCCUCAGAUUUCGGAUUUCGGGCUUGCGAAAUGGCUUCCUGAUCAGUGGACUCACCUUAAUGUUUCGCAGUUUGAAGGCACGUUUGGAUAUCUUCCCCCCGAGUUUUUCAUGAAUGGCACGGUGGACGAGAAGACUGAUGUCUACGCGUUCGGAGUGCUGUUGUUGGAGCUCAUUAGUGGCCGUCCAGCAAUAGACGAGUCACAUAAUAGUGUGGUGAUGUGGGCCAAACCUCUGUUAGCCAGCAAGAGUAUUACAGAUAUAAUUGAUCCAUUGCUCGAUGGAGUUUACGACUUGGAUCAAGUUUUGUUGAUGUUAAAAGGAGACGAUAGCGUGUCUCAGAACAAGAAGAAGUUCCAAAAAAGACCGGGACUCAGAAGGACAUACCCUUUGGAGUUGAUCGAGGAAGAAGAAUGCAACUCGAACAAAUCUCCAUUACAUGAUAGAAACCACAAAAUCAACAAUAUCACAAUAUUCGACCAAGAUAGCCGUUGUCAAAACGGUGGGGAUGAUCCUUUCUUGCAAAACACGGCAUGAUUUAAGAAAUUAUAAUAAAAAGGGAAAAGAAAGGGGGGCGAGCAUUGGAAUGUACAGCCAUCCUCCAAAUUGCUUAGAAAUUCUUGCAGAUUUUUGAAUUUUUAUUUUUUUUUGGUUUUUGUUUUUUGUUUUUGUUUUUAUGUUCCACUCCUUUAUUCAAGUUUUAUAAAUUCCGAUGAAUUAGGUGAUUCGGUUAGAAUUUUCUAACGGUGAGCUCUGGCUACAGUGAAAAAGAUUGUUUUGAGUGCUGUACUAAUGAGCUAUCAAGUCUUGUAUAUACACAAGAAGUACCAAGGUUGAUAAACAAGCAAUGUUAUACCAUUUAUUUAUUUAUUUUGAA
Messenger RNA from Striga asiatica, 1351 nucleotides. Lineage: Eukaryota; Viridiplantae; Streptophyta; Magnoliopsida; Lamiales; Orobanchaceae. The record is from the annotation of a GenBank genome assembly.